This is a messenger RNA of Salvelinus namaycush (lake trout), 903 nucleotides long. RefSeq names its product lysine-rich arabinogalactan protein 19-like. The record is from RefSeq and is a predicted model, not a curated record. Bases 1 to 903 code for a protein of 300 amino acids. Lineage: Eukaryota; Metazoa; Chordata; Actinopteri; Salmoniformes; Salmonidae. The transcript has a single exon.
AUGAACACAGCGGCCAUCAGAGUGGUUCUUCAAACUCAAAAACAGACUAGACCGGAUCAGACACCCCUCAAACACCUCCAGACCUCUCCUCAGACACCCACAGACACCGCCAUACACCCUUCAAACACCCCCCAGACAACCCCAGACACCCCUCAGACCCCUCCAGACACCCCUCAGACCCCUCCAGACACCCCUCAGACCCCCCCAGACACCCCUCAGACACCCCCAGACACCCCUCAGACCCCCCCAGACACCCCUCAGACCCCCCCAGACACCCCUCAGACCCCUCCAGACCCCCCCAGACACCCCUCAGACAACCCUCAGCCCCCCCCAGACACCCCUCAGACCCCUCAGACCCCCCCAGACACCCCUCAGACCCCCCCAGACACUCCUCAGAAACCACCAGACACUCCCCAGACACCCCUCAGACCCCCCCAGACACCCCUCAGACCCCCCCAGACACCCCUCAGACACCCCUCAGACACUCCUCAAAAACACCCCAGACACCACUCAGACACACUGUCACCCCAGACCACCACUCAGACACCCCUCAGACACACCCAGACAUCUCCAGACCACCCCUCAGACACCCUCAGAAACCCCUCAUACCCCCCUCAAACACUCCCAGACCCCCCUCAGACAACCCUCAGACACUCCAGACCACCACUUAGACACCCCCCAGACACACUCAGACACCCCUCAAAAACCCUUCAGACACCCCUCAGACCCCCCCAGACACCCCUCAGACCCCCCCAGACAGCCCUCAGACACCCCUCAGACACUCCUCAAAAACACCCCAGACACCACUCAGACACACUGUCACCCCAGACCACCACUCAGACACCCCUCAGACACACCCAGACAUCUCCAGACCACCCCUCAGACACACCCAGACACCCCUAA